Molecule: messenger RNA, 6797 nt
Organism: Pseudophryne corroboree (corroboree frog)
Lineage: Eukaryota; Metazoa; Chordata; Amphibia; Anura; Myobatrachidae
Gene: NRIP1
Product: nuclear receptor interacting protein 1
Exons: 2
Coding region: 636-4025 (1129 amino acids)
Biological process (GO): negative regulation of transcription by RNA polymerase II; positive regulation of transcription by RNA polymerase II; cellular response to estradiol stimulus
Cellular component (GO): nucleus
Molecular function (GO): nuclear glucocorticoid receptor binding; signaling receptor binding; transcription corepressor activity
Source: RefSeq, a predicted model, not a curated record
GGAGGGGCCCGGCCCCGGCAGUGACAGCAGUGCUGGCUGCGUGGGUGGAAGGGUUAAGGAACCUGCCUGAGUGGAUGAAUGGCACACAAGUGGGAGGGCCCGUGUGCAGCAGCCGCGCCGGGUGAGGUGGAGGAGGAUUAGUGGUGCGGGCGGGGGGAGGCUGUGACACUCAGACAUUGCUGCUGCAGCGCCCUGAACCAGAGGCAGGAGGACAGAGACAGAGGAUAUAGCGGCGGCAGCAGCUCUCUGCACACACACCCGCUCUGGCCGCCUGCUCCGGGGGUAUCUGGGGCACAAUGUGUUGGCAUCUGGGGGAUGUGGAAAUGCGUCCUGGGCUUCCCAGCCGGGGGUGAAUUCUGAUGCAAGAAUUGAAGUGCCGUUUCUAUAAAGGACAAGACUUUUGUUCUAGCAGUAUGAAGGUUUGACGCACAUCAUUUGAACAUGCUGCCUGCAGAGUAAUUCAAUGGAACAUUCAUUUUCCAGGCAAUGAUUCUUCAGAGAACAUCUGCUUUGAAUUUCACACUGGCUGCAAAUUAUUACAAAAAAUAAAAAUAAAUUGCUGUAUAAAAUUUGCCCCACAUCUUCGCUCUCAAAAGUAGGCAAAGACCUAGCUUCUACGCAUACGGAUAUUGAACAUGACUCAUGGAGAAGAGCUUAGCUCUGAAAUGCAACAGGAUCCCAUUGUUUUAACGUAUCUAGAAGGAUUACUAAUGCAUCAGGCAGCCGGUGGUUCUGGGACAGCAGUUGACAAACUCGCAAGCCAUGUGAAAGUCGAUGACAACUUUAAAAUUUCUGGGAAUGUUUUUACUAACUGUAAAAGUAAUGCCCCGGUGCACAACAAUAGCCAGUCAUCUGGAAUGUUGCAUCUAAAGAAAGCCAGACUUCUGCAAUCUUCAGAAGACUGGAAUGCUGCAAAGAGAAGGCGGAUCUCUGAUGCUAUCAAUGUAAACGAGAAAAAUGAGUCUCUGUUGGCCGGAAUGGUUGAAAAUGUCCCCAAGGGCAAACAGGAUAGCACACUCCUUGCCUCUUUGCUUCAGUCAUUCAGCUCUAGAUUGCAGAGUGUUGCACUGUCUCAACAUAUAAAACAAAGUCUCAAAGAUCAAUGUUUUUCCCUUAACCAAGAGGCAGUACAUGAAGAAAAAGAUAGUCAGUGCUAUGGUUUGGCCUCGAAUCACUUAAAGACUAUCCUAAACAAAAGCCGAUCAAAAGAUCAUAUAGUUGACAAUAAUCUGACUGGGUUAUCUAAUGGUUCUAUUCAGGAAAAAUUUGUCGAACCUCCUUCUGCACAAAGUAGCACCAAAGGAGCAGGUGAGCCAAUUUCAUGUGCUGCAAGACUUCAAGCUGUUGCAAAUAUGGUGGAGAAAAGGUCAAGCCCCACUGCUUCACCUAAACCAAGUGUGGCUUGCAGCCAGCUAGCUCUGCUGCUCUCUAGUGAAGCACACUUGCAGCAGUACUCAAGAGAACAUGCUCUAAAAGCACAGAGUGCCAGUCAGUUGGCAAGCGAGAGACUGGCUGCAAUGGCAAGGUUGAAAGAGAGUUCGGAGAAAGAUCUUGGCCGGUUCCAGUUGUCAACAAAUGGGCAUGCUACCCUCAACAAUAAUCCAAGGACAAUAACCAAUGGAAUCAGUAAUCCAGGUAAUAUGUCUCCAUUUUCAAGUCCUUUUGGCGUUCCAAAUUCUCCUCUGAAGGCAGUUAGUUAUAAGAAUAACACUGAACGAAACCAUGGAAAGCCGUCACCCAAUAACAGUUUGCUCUUGCAUCUACUAAAAAGUCAAAAUUGUGCAAGUGUUGGGAAAAGCCAGUCUCACAGUGAAAAGUAUCCGGCAUUUGAAGAAAGUGCCACGCCAACAACUACAGAAGAUUACUCUGAUAACAAUCCAAGCUUUACAGAAGAGGAAAGCAGUGAUGAUGAAAGUACUCAUUCCAACUGCACACCUAUAGAUUUGUCCUUCAAAAACAGGGGAGACAAGACCGAGGUGUUGCAUUCUGCAGCCUCCAUAGACAAUUUAACAGAGUCAUUGCUUCACAACUGGGAUCCAAAAGUUAAUGGACUUGAUCUUAACAAGGAAAAUAAAGACUCUUCUGUGGACUCUACACUGAAACCGUAUCAGAAAGUAACAUUGCUACAGUUACUGCUUGGACAUAAACUGGAAGACAGUCCUUCUACAAUUGAUGAUAUAAGGACACCACCAAAGGCAAACGACCUGUCAAAGUUCAAUGUGUCAACACCAAGUCAUCUUUCAGAAAGUCCAACUAUUAGUAAUUCUUCUCCAUUAAACACACUCUCUUUGCACAGUUCCACAAAAGCCGAUUCUCCGAUAAAUCUGACUCACCAGCCUUUUCCAGUCAAGCCUCAUUUCACACCUUACACAAGCAAUAUUCAAUCAGAAAGACUGGCAAAUCCAGCAUCUAAACAUUUGAUAGAGCUUACCAGACACAAAGCGCUUCAAGUGGCUGUCCCACUAACAAAUGAUAAUGCACAAACGAAUACAGCUUUCAGUGCUAGCAAGUUGCUGCAAAAUUUAGCUCAGUGUGGAAUGCAACCUGCAACACCUGAUGAACAAAGGCCUCAGAAACCAUUAGGUACUGCUAAUUGCAAAACUCUAGGGUUAAUUGAUAGACUAAACAGUCCACUUGUUACAAAUCCAUCACAUACGUUUGAAGAAGGCAGAAGUUUUAGCAGCCCAUCCACACCAGGGGAUUCUGGUUUUCCUGGUUCUGAAAUCGAGAACCUACUAGAAAGGCGCACUGUACUUCAACUACUCCUUGCCACACCUAACAAAUGCAAGAAUGAAAAAUUGCAGAAACCUAACAUUAAAGAUGAAGUUAACCCAGACAGAACUGAAAAGUUAGCAAGUGAUCAAAUUGUACCUUUCAAAAUUAAAACUGAAUCUGAAGAUCACUUUAAUGGGCACAGAGACGCAAGUGCUCCAAGCCCAAUAGGGGUCUCUUUGCACAAAGUGGUAAGACCAGCUCCAGAGGAGGUAAACUCUCCACACUCUUCUCCUCAAGAUUUUUCCAUUUCAAGAAAUGGCCUUCUAAGUCGUUUACUACGUCAGAACCAUGAUGGUUAUGAUGCCAGUGAUCUAGACUUAAACAACCGACAUGCUGAACUCAAGCAAAAACAAUCAAAAUUACCUUGUAUUGUGCCUAAAAAGAGGAAAAUGGUCCAAAAUGACCCUGUAGAAAGCCAAGUAAAAAUAGCAAAAAUGAACUCGCCUGAUGCCGGAAACAUGCAGUUUUGCACUACGCCAUGUGAGACAUUGUUUUUCCAUGAAGAAGUCAACGGUACAAAGACUGAUCACGAUCACAAGAAUUUUAUGGGUCAGAAUUCCUUUAGUGAAAAUAAAAACUUGGGUUGGUCAAGAGAGAGUAAAGGUUUUAAUGUACUGAAACAACUGUUGCUUUCGGAAAAUUGUGUCAGAGACUCCCAGCAUAGGAAUAAUUCUUUGGUUGAGGAGAUGGUGAGGGGAAAUCAAAGUAACUUGUCAGGGAAUUCAGAAUUUAUGCUUCCUUCUCUAAAUAUGUUUAUGGGUAAACAUUCUCCUCAAAAUAAUUUAGGUCAAGUGACAUUUCAAUAUCCAUCUCCUCUAAAGAAUUCUCCUUAUUCUUCCCCAGACAUUCUAAGAAAUCCCACACGGACCGAGUCUGGACAUUUAAAUAUGUGUCCUUCUGCAAAUGAUAGAGGUCCCAUUAAAUGGGUUAUUACAGACAUGGAAAAGAAUGACUGUGGGAAAGAUUCUCCAAGGCUGACAAAAACUAACCCUAUAUUAUACUAUAUGCUACAAAAAGGGGCACAUCCGACUGCCAGUCAAGAUUUAAGAGAUCGGACCAGCUGGACAGAAUCUUUGUUGGGACAAGCAGCAGAGAUGACCUUAAAAAGAGAAUCUGUCUACAGUAGAGGAACCAAUGGGAUUGGUUACACCAAACCUCCUAAUGAUGUUUUAAAUAAAACUUUACAUAAUUCCAAUGGCAGCAAGUAUGGACUUUUCAAUAUGCUUACAAUAAAGAAGGAACCUGAAUGAAUUGCUGAAAUCCUAUUUGCAUCAAAUAAAUUCAAAUUUGAAUUUUAUUUUUUGUUUCAAUGUAUCAUGCAUGAUUACAAAACAGCAUGAUUUUACGGACAUGGUUUAAUUUCAAGGACUUGGGUUUGUGAUCUUGCUCAUGUUUAGCUUAUUAUUAAAUGUACAGGUAUUGCUGUUUUAAACUUUUACAUUUUUACUUUUUCCAUUAAAUGUUGUGCAUAUAUUGAAUAUAUUUGGUUAUCACAUAUGUUAUGGAUAACGUCUCCAUUUUACACUCUUGAAAUGGUCCUGAUGAUAUUGACCAUAGUCAGAUACAAUUGGACAAUGCAGAGUGGUCUUGUUGGAGUCUUUCAUUACGGGUAUGAUGUUAGUGUUAGUGGCUGGAGGUUAUAUUUUUGGGGACAUAUUUGAAUCUUUAGUUUCUCCGUAACCUCAAAUAAGUUACUUUAAUUUAUAACCAUACAGUUAUUCCUUCACAAAUUACACUCCCCUUCUUCCCUCACAUAACAUUGUGACAUUAUCCAAACGUGGCGCUAACAAUGACCUGGUUUCAGCAGAACAAAUAUUUUAUUUUUGCAAUCUUCUCAUCAUUUUUUAUUUAGAAGGUGCCACAAAACUUUGUAUUGGCCAACAGUGGGAAUGUUUGUUACUUUUAAUUGUUUACUUCAUUUGCCUUCUAACUUCCACAUUUUUGAAGCAAUUGAAAGACAAAAACUUUGAUGAGCAUAAUUAAUUUUGCUUAUUUUUUAAACAUUCUUUGAACGUUUUUAAAGUUAAGUCCUGCUUAAAGCUGCACUACUACCUACGCAAAAGAUUUUACUAAUGUGCCCUCAUGGUAGCCAGAAAAGUGGGGCUGAUACAGGCAUCCGUUCUUUCCUUUUCCAAUAUUUCUUGCAGUCCUCCUGGCUGAAAAGGGCUCACUCUUAAACCACAGUUCUUGGAUUAUGGUUAGCGAUUUCUCCAUCUGCUCCAUUUAACACCACCUUGCUACCAUUUAAAAUAGGUGAAUUAAAUUGACUGGACUGCUGCUAGGGCAAUGGGAACUAAUAUAGGUGGUUAUAUAGAUUUAUUUAUUUUUUAAAUUGAGGGGGGUGGGAGGGUUAACAGUAGAUUGGAGAACAUAAUUUCUCUCCGCCCUGUAAUGUUUAUGAUAUUAAUAGUUUUUGGCAGCUUUUCUUUAUUGUAAAGUCAGCUUGGCAGCUUGACUGUAAUGUAAAAUCAAUGCUGCAAGCACAGUGAACCCAGACAAGUUACCACAAGGUCACUAAGGUGUAAACCAGUGGUUUAAUGAAAUCCUCAGAGGUUGAUUCAAUUGUUUCGCCCUGUGAAUGCUACUAGUGGGCCCCUUACGAAGCAAUUCACUUGUUUCUCCAUUCGGAUACGUGUUACACAGUCAUUCAGGUACGUGUUACACGGGGACACACAAUUGAAUUGCUCUGUCAUAUGUCCUUUAAUUAGUGCUGUAAAAAAAAAAUUUUAUUGCCCUGUCAGUGUCUAUUUUUUUUUUUUUUUUUUCAUCUGAAGGUUAUAAUAUUGUGGUUGAUUUGGCAAAGGAUUUUCAUUUUCCAAGUUGAAAAUUCUGAGAUUUGACGUUUUUCAGUGAAUGUACAGUAUCAAAUGACAAGGGUUGGUUACAUAAUUUUUAUUUCUGGCCUAUAAUUGUAUUACAUUUUAGUUUAAAUUGCUGGUUUGGAAAACAUGACUAUACAUUUGUAAUACAAGGGACCCAAAGACUUGCAUUAAAGUGUAAAAAAAAAUAAAAAAAAACCUCUCCGCAUUGAUCAUUGUGUAAAAAGACCAUACUUUUAAAUUACAAUUAAAACUCCAAAAUGGUUAAUUUUCUUCAACACCGCCACCACCUAUACACAGCAUCUUUUUAUUCGGGAAGAUAUAUAUGUUUUCCCUUCCUAAACAAUUUAAUAUGAUAUUAGCAGCAGAUCUAAAUCAUGUUACAAUAAUUAUUUUUCUAACAUUUACUUUUUUAAUUAUUUUUCUAACCUUUACAUUCUAAAUUAUUUAGUUGAUCUAAACAUAAAAGUUUUGUCCAAAAAUAGUACAGUAGUGUUCAUUCUAGCAUCCUGCACCUUAUAAGUAAGGGGUGCUUACUUAAAUUUUUAAGGGCAAAAUUUUAUGCGUGAUAUAUCGCUACAGUAGCUGUAGGGAUACAUUAUACAUUUGCCCUACAAAAUUAAAAUAUGCACCCUAACUGAUUAGGCGCAGGGUGCUAGAAUGAACAAUAGUACUAUUCACCAGAUAUUGUGAAUACUUCUGAAAACGUAUUAAUUUUGUAACCACUCACUCGUGACUUUGGUUUCUGAAUUUUCCUUAUUUGUUUGGGCAGUUACAAUUUAUAUUCUUCACUCUGUACCAAGCGGUGCAGGGUCCCUAUAUGGCCCUCCCCCCUUCUUUCACUGAGUUGGCCAGCAAACUCCACCAUCACCACCUUGGCUUUUACUUACCUUGCCAGUCUGGAGUAGUGGGGCAUCGGCCUAAACUGGGAAUGUUACGCUUGGUAGUGAAAUCCCCUGGAUAAUUUAAAGUAAGUCACUUAGAAGGUGUUUAGCAGCCCCCUGAUAAUUUGUGCCCUUGGCAGCUACCUGAGUUCACCAGCCCUAAAUAUCUAUACGUUUGUUAUGAGUUAAUUAGGGUUUGGUGUGAUGUAUACCCCUUGUGAAGCACAUGAAACUUGUAUAGAAGCUUUUUCUGGAUCAUUGAUACCUGUGUAAGGGAUAUCUCAAGUUAUUCACAUGUGUACAAUAGCAAAAUUCCAAA